Cyphomyrmex costatus is the source of this 1871-nucleotide messenger RNA. RefSeq lists its product as uncharacterized. The transcript has 10 exons. Gene Ontology annotation, molecular function: protein binding. The record is from RefSeq and is a predicted model, not a curated record. Lineage: Eukaryota; Metazoa; Arthropoda; Insecta; Hymenoptera; Formicidae. The annotation marks the transcript as partial.
AGAAGCAGAAGUGGAGACGGACACGUGUGCGGAAGGAGACGCGGUCCACCUCCGGCCCGCCAUCCUGGCGGCAUGGUCCUUUGGGCCACAAUACUAAUCCUUCAAGGAGCUGGAUUUGUAGGCUCGGUGACAGGCAUUCCCGGCGUCCCGGAAAACAUAACGGUGAUGUUCCUGAACCCGACGUCUGUGCGCGUGUCUUGGAGCACCAGCCAGGUCGAGCAGGUCGAGAAAUACGACGUCACGUACAAGCCAACCGACGCCAGGAAUUAUGACGACAGUUACAGGGUGGUGGCGGUGGUCGCGGGAAAUAGCGAAGCAGUCACCUUGAGCGGCCUUCGGGCUGACACGCAAUAUCAACUGGUCGUAACCGCCGUGAGGGCCGGAAAGAAGUUUCGAAGCCGACCGAUCGUCUUCCGUACACUCGAGCCACCACGUACGUCCCCGCAGCAAGAUGCAGCGGUAACCGGUGGUCCUCUUCCUCCACCUCCACCAUCCUCGCAGCAGCCUCAACCGUAUAUACAAAUCCGCGGCGUCGAGGUGGGCAUAGUAGUGUUAGUGCUGAUAGUCUGGGCGGGCGCGAUAGCCCUGUUCUUCAAUCGCUGGGGCAAAAUACGCAUGCUGCUGCCGUACCAGCCCGACUACAAGGAGCAGCUCAAGGUUCCUGGCACCGGCGUGUGUGCGGCUGCGAACGCCGCGUACACGCAGCAUCCGACGCAGCACGCGUGCUCUCAGCAUCUGCACUGGUCGAGCCAUCACGUGGACUCCUUAGACAGCGGCGGAGCUUUAGGCUGGCCGAGAACCUCGAGGCCGCGCGUCAACAGUGCCAUCGACGUGGCCGGCUUCCUAUCGCAGGAAUUUCUGCGACGCCAUGGGUCCACGUCCAAAUUGUGCCGUAAGGUUCGCAGUGCAGAUAAUUUACCUCUCGCGUCAACGAAUCGCCAACAGGAUCCUCGAAGGAACUCCAAGGACGAGAGUACCGAAGGCGACCGGGAGUCCUUUCUGAAGCCAAAUCAGGACGACAAGUCCGAGGACCAGGAUUCAAGGAGGCAGAGCAGUCUCGAGAGCGCAACGAAGGACAAUACGGAAACGUCGUUGUUGGACCCUGGUCAUCAGCAGCCUUCUUCAAGAGACUCCCCGGUAGCAUCUUCGUCGUUAGUCACCAGACGUUUUGGGGGAUGGCGCACCGGCGGAAGCCACGAGUACGUCAGAUGCCCAAUGCGACAGCCUGCUUCCAUGGACGAGCGGUGUUAUCGACGAUCGUACGAGUCUGAUAUCACUCGUCUGCCACGGCACCAUCACUAUCACCGGCGCGCGGACGUCGAGCGGCAUACAAAGAGUUGCGACUACGCGAGACGGGCAACCGAGGCAACUACGGAGUCGAGCAUCGAGGUCCAACACUUCGGCCUGCCGAUUCUGAGCGUGAGCGAGCCUAGCCCACCGGACGAGAGCGAACGCGUCGAUGACUACUUGUAGGACUUGCUUGCCGAGGACUUCCUCAAGGAGCUCCUCGUGUGAUCCGCUGCGAUCUCGCCCUUAGUCUUCAUCCAGCGGGACCUCCUCCCAAGUCGGGACCCGGACAUUUUAUUCUCCCGUUGUCGAAGCGUUGUCCCACCGUGUCGACCUGGGACCGACAGUGCCAUCGCGACUUUCCAGGAGAUCGCGAUAGGUUCAAGUAAGUCGGAGUAAGGCGGGAGAGCGCGGGUUUCUCGAUCGCGUGCGCUCUAUCCCUUUUCGUUAUAAGCGAUACUUUCACGCGUAUAUUAAUAUCUUAGAAGAAUUCAGAGGUCAUGAAUAUAUUUGUUACUUGUAUUAUAUGUAUAGGAACUGCGCAAGAGUAACCGAACUCGUGUUUGAUCCGAAUUUUGCUUAUU